UUUUUUGCCAGUAACGAGUUCUUCAGAGUGCGGGAAAGGACCAGAAAGGGUAUAACACCGCCACCAUCUCCUGUUCAUUCCAGAGUUAAAAUUGGUGUGGAAGUGACUAUGGCCAUUCUUGUUUGCCUCACAGCCAUGUUCGGUAACUUGCUCGUUGUUUAUGUUCAUGCCGCUGUGGUGUUAAUACAUUUUACAUCAUUUGCGGCUGAGUUGUUUACACAGAGCUUUGAAUUUGCUCUCGUUUUAUCUAAAGAAUUACUGAAAAGUAAGCCACCUCAAAGUCUUCCAAUCUAAAUUUAGAUUGCAAAAUUAGACAUUAAGACAUCUCUACAAAAUUCGUGUUCAAUUGUGAGAAUGAUUUACGGAAAACAAUUCAUGGUAAAAUGUAUAAUCAUAUAUUUUUUUUGUCUUAAAAUGUUUCCCCGCCACUUAGCCUAAUCUAUACGCUGAUCUGAAUCACACCGAACUGAUCUAAAGUCUCUAAUCGGCUUCAUCAACGGAAAAAAAAUUGGAGACAGUAACUCUAAAUACUGAAUUAAAAAUCACACGAUGAUAACCUUAAUUUAUUUUUUUUUUAACCAGUGCUGUUUAUUCUUCGACAUAAUUAUUAUAUAAGUUUUUAUGGAAAAAAAUUAUUUUUUUUAAUUAAUUUGACUUUUUGUCCUUUUGUAAUCUGCUACAUUUUUCAAAUGAACAAUAGUGACAAAAACUUCUGUAAAACAGAUCUCAAAAAUCCCACGAUUGAUGAAAAGGGGAAUUAUCACAAAGCCAAUCAGAUCGCAUAUAUUCCUAUGGGCUCAGUGCAUGAUUAUCAAAACGGAUUCAACGAUAAGUAUCUAAUAUAUUUUCCAUUUAUUUUUUUCCGGAUGCUCAGAUGUUAUUUCAAAAGGCGGCGAACACCCACAGGUUUUUGAAAUGUUAAAAUCUUUAGUUUCCUUUCAAUCGUAUUUGUUCUACUUCGGUGCCACUUUUUUAUUUGCAGCAAAAGGGAAAGGCAAAAACAUAGGUGUCGUGGACAAGCUUAUAGCGAAUCGAAACUUCAGCGGAUACCCCGAGUGUGUGAUAAAAGGUGAGUGUGUACUAGAAAUAUGAGUGAAAAUUGUGCGGUGAAGCUGCAGCAAAAUUUAGUUCAUCUUCUUACCUCACAAGAUGAGAGCAGACGAUUUCUUGAAAUCGUGCGGUGUAGCUGCAGCAAAAUUUAGUUCAUCCUGUCACCACACAAGAUGAGAUUAGACCAUUCCUUAGGAUCUGAAUGUCGGUUGGCUCCUUCAAAUAAUUUGAUUAGCUGUAGAUCUAGCACAUUUAACGUUCUUUACACAAAAACUGUAAGUUAUUUAUUUUCUGUGUUUGGAGCAUUUUUCAAAAGUUCGUUAUUAUAAUUUCAGUUUUCUUCGUCAGGGAAAAAACAUGUUUCAGCCACCUUCGCAUUACUCUGUUGCGCGCUCCAGAACUGAAAUUGGUGUCGAAGUCUCUUUGGCAAUUCUCGUUUGCCUCUCAGCCAUGUUGGGUAACCUGCUCGUUGUGUAUGUCAUUAAUAGAGACUCCAGGCUUCAGAACGUUACCAACACCUUUAUUCAUAGUUUGGCAUUGACUGAUAUCGCUAUGGCCACAAUAUACAUGCCAUUCUGGAUAGCGAGCCUGUGUGCGGGAACUUGGAUCUUCAGUCAAAAGUGGUGUGAGGUGACAGGAUCAAUAAUGUCAAUAUUGGCUCAUACCUCCAUAUUAACACUAGGAUUGAUAGCGUUCAACCGAUACAUCAAAGUCGUAAAACCCACCCUGUACAGAAAAGUAUUUCCCAGUAAAAAGGCAGCUAAGCUUUACUGCGCUUUCGUUUGGCUGGUUUCCAUUCUUCUCGCCGUACCUUUUCUUGGGGGAUGGGUGGGGAUAUCAUAUCGCACUAAACUGGGUAUUUGCACCGUAGAGUCCAAGACAUACAUACAAGGCGUUGUGGGAGUGUUUAUGAACGGAGUUAUGAUUCUAAUAUUCUACUGCUACUUCAAAAUCUACAAAGCUGUGAAGGGAAGCACAGCAAAUAUAAACACGCAUGCUAAAGGAAAUGGAGUCGUCACUUCAAAUGAUCACCCCGCUAACCGUUCCAAUAAUACUAACGUAAAAGUUCUAAAGACAUGCUUUGCUGUGGCUUGUUUCUUUGUCAUUACAUGGUGUCCAGUCUCCAUCGUCGCUGUCACAGGGACUUCAAGGUUUGAUGUUGAUCAAAAGAUC
Molecule: messenger RNA, 2223 nt
Organism: Pocillopora meandrina
Lineage: Eukaryota; Metazoa; Cnidaria; Anthozoa; Scleractinia; Pocilloporidae
Source: the annotation of a GenBank genome assembly